GUCUGGCCUGGUGGUCCCGCCUACACCCGAGAACACCGAGCUCCCUCAUGGAUGACAACUGUUUGGCUGUGCAUCAUGAACGGAUGAAGCGUCUUGAGCUGCAGCAUCUGACCACCUCAGAGCCACUGACCCUGGAACAGGAGUACGACAUGCAGGGGAGCUGGAGGGAAGAUGAUGACAGGGUCAAGGUGAAGACUAACAGCUGGGUGUCAGGAUUCAACUUGGGCCAACUGUGGGGAGUAGUUAUCUGGUCUCAACUGAGUGACAGAUCCCCAAAUUUGUUCAGCUGACAGAUGAGGGUCCAGAAGGCGGCUAACAGGAUGAGGCCAGGCAGCCACGUGGCCCUGUAGGGAUUACAACCAGCAGCAAGAAGAAGAUAAAGAGAUAAGACAGAGCCUGCUUUUUUAACCUUGUCACUGUUUGUUUGACCACUGACGGGGGAGAAGAAAAUUGUUGAGCCACAAUUCCAUCUGUUUUCAUCUCUCCCUCUGCUGCUUCACAGUCCCUUGCACCCUCUUCUCACUCAUCCAUGCAACCACCUCUGUUCUCUACAGGGAUCCAAAUGCUGCUGAGGAACUGAGCUGGAGGGGACUCAACGCCCUCCUCUGGUGUGUGCGAAGACCUUGACAGCACCAGUGAGGAGACGUGUGCACACUCUGUUAAUGGACUCAAGAUAAACGCAUUCCAGAUUUUUACUGUGGUUUCGCAACAGUCUCUUUACAAAUGAAAACUUCAGGCUUGAAAGUGACAUAUAUCAACACACCAUGCUUUUGAAGACUGGACUGUUAUUCACCUUAUGUCUUUUUACCCUCCUAGCAAGUCAAGGCAAAGGUAAGGCUAUGAUUCCAACUGGAGAAAGGAUACAUUUGAGUAGAUGCUUGUGUGAGUGCUGAACAGCUUUCUUUAUGAGCAAAGUUACUGUACAGCAAUCUAAUUCUUUGACCGCACGUUUUUGCAAGUACAAAUGUUAGUUCUUUUACACACUUUCACAAAAAGGGCUGAAAUUAGGAGAAAGUCAGUGUCCUCGUUACUUUCAGUUCCCUUGAUGAGAAAGGAUUCUUUCCUAUAGAGAGGUUUCUCCAGGUUUCCUGUCAGUGAUGUUUUUAGUGCAUGAAUUGGUGAUCCACUUCAAGGGCAACAGGGUUUUUCACUUAAUGUGUUGGAAACUAUGAAAUGCCAGCUUGUCCUUAUACAGAUUUUUGAUUGCUACUUUUAAUGUCAUGAAUAUUCACUGUGAACUUAACAGGCAGAGACAUAAAAAAGAUGCUCGGUGAGAAAGACCGCAUCGUUUCAGCAGCAAUAGCAUUUGCAUCCACACUGGUUGUCUCAUUCGGCAUGAUGUGCCCCAAUGAACACAUUGUCCUGAAGAAAACAAAAGCCAUUCUGUUCCUAGUGCUGCAAGACGCUAAUCUUUUCUGGCUUGUAAUUGUGCUGUGAGGCCUUUUUGUGGCUGCACGGGGUAUUAAGGCCCGUUCUAGCUCUCCCUCCUCUCGCUCAGGGCCUUGUGUUUGUACGUGUGCAAGUCAGGUCAGAAACUUGUUCAAAUGUGGUUUUGGUGGUGUGACUGUUAAUGAAAACGCACAUGAUGUGGCCACGUCAUGACAUGGUGGAAUGCUUGGAAGUGGUUUGUUGGGUGAAUGGGUCUACAGUACCUGUCAGUCACUAAACAGGGAACUAUUUGCCCAUAGAAAU
Messenger RNA from Monopterus albus (swamp eel), 1692 nucleotides. Its product is annotated as N-acetyltransferase 9-like protein. Bases 48 to 290 code for a protein of 80 amino acids. The transcript is spliced from 3 exons. Lineage: Eukaryota; Metazoa; Chordata; Actinopteri; Synbranchiformes; Synbranchidae. The record is from RefSeq and is a predicted model, not a curated record.